UCAGUCCGCAGACCCUCUCAAGCGUGAGGCUACUAGGAAGGCUGCGGGUUCGCAGGCCCGCCUGGCCGAGCCGAGGGAAGGACAUGGUGUCCGCCGCGCCAUUCGUCGGUUGAAGAGGGGCCGCCCUGGCAGGGUGGCAGGCCAGCCGCGGCGCGAGGCGCCGGCCAGAAGGGUUGCAUUGUCGUCCUGUCCUGUUGCUGAAUGUCGGUCCCAGAGGAUGAAGAGAGGCUUUUGCCGCUCGUCCAGAGAUGGCCCCGAGCGAGCAAGUUCCUACUGUCCGGUUGCGCGGCUACGGUGGCGGAGCUAGCAACUUUUCCCCUGGAUCUCACAAAAACUCGACUCCAAAUGCAAGGAGAAGCUGCCCUUGCACGAUUGGGAGACAGUGCAAGAGAAUCUGCUCCCUAUAGGGGCAUGGUGCGCACAGCCCUAGGGAUUGUCCAAGAGGAAGGCUUUCUAAAGCUUUGGCAAGGAGUGACACCCGCCAUUUACAGACACGUAGUGUAUUCUGGAGGUCGAAUGGUCACAUAUGAACAUCUUCGUGAAGUUGUGUUUGGCAAAAGUGAAGAUAAGCAUUAUCCCCUUUGGAAAUCAGUGAUUGGAGGGAUGAUGGCUGGUGUGGUUGGCCAAUUUUUAGCCAACCCAACUGACCUAGUGAAGGUCCAGAUGCAAAUGGAAGGAAAACGGAAACUCGAAGGAAAACCAUUGCGAUAUCGUGGUGUACAUCAUGCAUUUGCAAAAAUCUUAGCUGAAGGAGGAAUACGUGGGCUUUGGGCAGGCUGGGUACCCAAUAUACAAAGAGCAGCGCUGGUGAAUAUGGGAGAUUUAACCACUUACGAUACAGUGAAACACUACUUGGUAUUGAAUACACCACUCGAGGACAAUAUCAUGACUCACAGUUUAUCUAGUUUAUGUUCUGGACUGGUAGCUUCUAUUCUGGGAACACCAGCUGAUGUCAUCAAAAGCCGAAUAAUGAAUCAACCACGAGAUAAGCAAGGAAGGGGACUUUUGUAUAAAUCAUCAACUGACUGCUUGAUUCAAGCUGUUCAAGGGGAAGGAUUCAUGAGUCUGUACAAAGGCUUUUUACCAUCUUGGCUGCGAAUGGUGGAUGAAAAAAAAUCAAAUUGAGAUGAUGUUUGGAUUUCAAGGAAAGAAGCUGCUUUCUGUCAGUGCUGUUAGUUAGAUUUGUGUUAAUUGGUUAGCAUUCCACUGCACAUGCUAAGGACUAACUGACAGCCACAGAUUUUGAAUCUUGGUGAAAACAAACAGUAUUUACUUUAUUAUAUAUCCUGUUACAACUUGGAUUUAUUGCUAGCUCUCAAGAAUCAUCAAUAUAUUAAGAAUGCAACUUGCCGGAUUAAAGCUCAGGUGGAUAGGUCUUUUUUAUAAAGCAACUUCUGUUAUAAGCCUUUUAGUGGCAUUUUAAAAGCAAAGCUGAGAUGAAGUCAUCCUUUCUUUCUUGUCUCCCCCUUUCCUAACACAGAGAGAGAAAGAGAGAACUCAGAAAUCAUACUAAAGCUGUCUCUAGCCUGAAACUUAUUCAGUUUGGCAAAGCUUCCUGCCUAAAAAAUAAUAAGUAUAAACUGCCUGUCGUAUACAGUUAUACCUCCAAUCCCCAAAUCACAUCAAUUUUCUAAUUCUAGAAGGGUGAGAGAUUUCUUCAGAUUUACCUAUAUACCACCUGCUCCCCAACCUCAGACAGUAGGCAUUUCUGGAUGGAUGGCUACGUUUAUGAGUAGAGGCUGUAACUGUCAAAAUAGGCAAACUCAGAAAGCUUAUCUAGGAAGGACCAUGGAGCUGACCCAACAAUUUGUUAUCACAGACAUGGAUGAUGUUAAUCAGAAAAAAGUUUACAAGUGCUUUGUGGUUGUACUAAUGCAUAAUCACUGCCAUUUAAGAGGGGAAAUAUACUUUAAAAUAUAUUUUAAUGUGAUAUACUAAUCUGCAGUGGCUUAUUGUUUUUCCAUAGAGUUGUAUAAUGUAGAAUUUAAUCUCUUAAAAUCGUUAGGUGGACUGCUUUUCCAUUGCAUUUGUCAAUCUGUAUGAAUUGAGUUGUUAACUGUAUUUAAAAUAAUGUUAUGUACUUAAAUUCCCAAGUGUUCUGCAUUGGAACCACUCGAAGAACUUUUGAUUUUUUUAUGUUUUAUAAUAUUUAAAAUUAAGUAAAAACUGGAUCAAAAGAACUAUAUGCCAACUGGACUGUAAAAAAAAUUCCUUAGCCUUAUUCUUUGAGGGACUUGGGGUGGGAAAACAUUGCUUAAGUACUGAGACUCUUUCUUGGUAUCUGGAUUCAUCAAGAAUAACUGGAUUUUUUAACCUGAAAUGAUUAUCUGGUUUAACUCUUUCAUUUUACAUGUUAGGAAACUAAGGUCCAGAGAAGUAGAGUUGUUCAUAUUCAUAAGUUACUUAGUAGCAGAACCAGGAUAAAAAUACACAUCUCCUAAUUAUAACUGACAGCUAUUGUACAGAUUUUUCUUUAUGACAUUUUCCUGCUUUUACAUGUUAAAUGAAUUGAAUUGCCUUUAGCAUAAAUUUUAGAAUGGAGUUACCAUACUUUACCUUGACCAUUAGACCCUCCAUAAUCUGAUCAAAUCCUGUAUAUUCAACAUAUAUAUCCCAUCAUAUUCAUACUUUUUCAGUGAAAUCAUAUUUAUUAAUGUAUCUUGGGACUUAAUUUUAGUUUUACCAAUGUGAAAUUAUCUUGUUCCUCUUCAAAAUAAUCAACAUUUAAUAAAAAGGAAUAAAAAUUUCAGGAAUUUUGUGUCCAUACUGAAAGACUUAACCAUUUCAAUCUCACUUUCUCAUACUACUACUAUUAUAUAAGGUAUUUAUCUUCAGCUCAGUGUUGGUAACACUUAAUAUCUAAGUUUCUUUUGCUUAAGCUCCCAAUUUUUUCUCUUCUCAAAUGGUUUUCUUCUCAUCGAAAAAUAUAUCCUUAUUUUUUAAUUAUACAGUUAUUUGUUCUUUGUAUGUAUAAGUGAAUUAGCAUAAUUAUCUAAAUAAAGAGAUUACAUUUCCUAAA
Messenger RNA from Pteropus alecto (black flying fox), 3019 nucleotides. RefSeq names its product solute carrier family 25 member 27 (gene SLC25A27). The record is from RefSeq and is a predicted model, not a curated record. The coding region runs from base 202 to 1125 and encodes 307 amino acids. Gene Ontology annotation, biological process: response to cold. The transcript is spliced from 9 exons. Lineage: Eukaryota; Metazoa; Chordata; Mammalia; Chiroptera; Pteropodidae.